CAAAAACGUAUCUACCAAGCACCGUUGCGUGAAACGAUGAACGUAGUCGACAACAUCAUAUGAUUCUUGUUUAUUCGUCAUAAUUUAAUUAUGUGUAUUCUUAGUUAGUCAUCAAGUGAUAAGCUAAAAUAAUAUUUAGAAGCGUUUGACCAACUUUUGUUAAUAAAUUCAUUCCUGUUUGACGCCCCUGUCCAUGUUCGUUACAGUUUUUGCGCUGAUUACUGUAGCUACAGUAGCUAUGUCUGCUCCAGCACCUACAUCCGAUUUGCUUCUUGAACCCGUGGAUGUUCAACAAUUAUGGGCUGAUUGGAAAGUCCAGCAUAACAAAAAUUAUGAUACGCCUGAAGAAGAAUCGAAAAGGUUUGGAAUUUUCCAAGAAAACGUUAAGAAAGUGACCGCUCACAAUAAAGAAUAUCAAGCUGGAAAAGUGACUUGGACUCAAGGUCUCAACCAAUUCGCUGACAAAAAUCAAGAGGAAUUCGCCAAGACUUAUUUGGGACUUAGAAGGCCUGAUUCUACUAAAUCUUCAGGAGCCCAAUAAUGAUGAUGCUCUAAUAAUUAUUUUAACACUUUAGAAUUUUUAAUAUAUUUAUGUAUUAACA
Ceutorhynchus assimilis (cabbage seed weevil) is the source of this 602-nucleotide messenger RNA. Lineage: Eukaryota; Metazoa; Arthropoda; Insecta; Coleoptera; Curculionidae. The record is from the annotation of a GenBank genome assembly.